Messenger RNA from Dendronephthya gigantea, 650 nucleotides. RefSeq lists its product as uncharacterized. The record is from RefSeq and is a predicted model, not a curated record. Lineage: Eukaryota; Metazoa; Cnidaria; Anthozoa; Malacalcyonacea; Nephtheidae. The transcript is spliced from 4 exons. The coding region runs from base 9 to 650 and encodes 213 amino acids.
UCUUUAAAAUGCCUCAUAGGGGCCCAUACAAACAAUACGAAGUAGAUUCAAGUAUUGCAGUUCCAAAAUCUACUUUACAUGACAGGCGUAAACGGCGUUUAGUAGAGGUUAAUAUUGAUCAUCAUGUCGAAACUCAUCCUUAUCCUUUGGCUUUGAAUAAUGAACAAGUAUAUUUCGAUGAUUACGAUUUGCAGGAUAACCAUGCUCCUGACCCUGAAUUAAAUGAGACAGAGGCCCAUGAACCCCAGGGGGAGGACCUUGAUAAUAUAUUUGAUGAGGCAGAAACUGGAACAAAUAUGCAGCAAGAAGGCUUACUGAAUGAAAACCCUCUUUAUCAAGGAUCUAAUGUUACUACAGCACAAUGUCUCCUUCUCGUAAUGUCGUAUGUAAUCAGACAUCAUCUUACACAUGAGGCACUACAAGAUCUGUUGGUUCUGUUGAAUGUUCUUUUACCAGAUUCUAUACCAGCAACGAAAUAUAAGUUCUUCAAAGCAUUUAAUUGUGGUUUAUUUCAGAUUCACUUCUAUUGUCCAAUGUGUUUGUUUUACCUUGGUGAAAGCAGAGUGGAAAGAAAUUGUGAAUCUUGUGGGGAACUAUUUAAUGUGAUGAGUGUACCAAGAACGGCAACUAUUUCUUAUAUCUACCCAUGA